UUUUCGCGGGAAAAAAAUCAGAGCAGCUGGCAGCGCAGCGGGCAGUGGUGGCCGUCCGGGCGCUCGGGAUCGCACGCACGUUCGCGCGGGGUCCCAGCCACACACGCGGUUCCUUUGCCAUCCUCAGAAGGGCCGGCGCAAAAUCAGCACCAGCAGGCACCAUGUGGAUCCAGGUUCGCACCAUGGAUGGGAAGGUGGCCCACACUGUGGACUCCUUGUCCAGGCUGACUAAAGUGGAAGAGCUGAGGAAGAAGAUCCAGGAGCUGUUCCAUGUGGAGCCAGGCCUGCAGAGGCUUUUCUACCGGGGCAAGCAGAUGGAGAACGGCCACACGCUGUUUGACUAUGACGUCCGCCUGAACGAUACCAUCCAGCUGCUGGUCCGGCAGAGCCUCGUGCUGCCCGCCCCCAGCAGCGGUGGCACCGGUGGUGGCAGCAAGGAGAGGGACUCUGAGCUCUCCGACACGGACUCUGGCUGCUGCCUGGCCCAGAGCGAGUCUGACAAGUCCUCCAACAGUGGCGAGGCCGCGGCCGAGCCGGAAGGGAAGGCCGACGAGGAUGAGUGGGAUGAGACGGAGCUGGGCCUCUACAAGGCUGGCGAGUACGUGGACGCGAGGGACACGAACAUGGGCGCGUGGUUUGAGGCCAAGGUCAUCAGGGUGACGAGGAAGGUGCCGGCCCAGGACGAGCCCUGCAGCUCCACCUCCAGCCCGAAGCUGGAGGACGAUAUCGUCUAUCACGUGAAAUAUGACGACUACCCGGAGAACGGAGUGGUGCAGAUGAACUCACGGAACGUCCGGGCUCGCGCCCGACACAUCAUCAAAUGGCAGGACCUGGAGGUGGGCCAGAUGGUCAUGGUCAACUACAACCCUGACAACCCCAAGGAUCGCGGCUUCUGGUACGAUGCGGAGAUCCUGCGGAAACGUGAGACCCGGACGGUGCGGGAGCUGCACGCCAACGUCAGGAUCGGGGAUGAUUCUCUCAACGACUGUCGGAUCAUCUUUGUGGACGAGGUUUUCAAGAUUGAGCGCCCUGGCGAGGGGAACCCCAUGGUGGAAAACCCGACAAGAAGGAAGAGCGGGCCCUCCUGCAAGCACUGCAAGGACGACGAGCGGAAGCCGUGCCGCAUGUGCGCCUGCCACCUGUGCGGGGGCAAGCAGGACCCCGACAAGCAGCUGCUGUGCGACGAGUGCGACAUGGCCUUCCACACGUACUGCCUGUGCCCGCCGCUCAGCAGCAUCCCCACCGAGGAGGAGUGGUACUGCCCCGAGUGCCGGAUCGACUCCAGCGAGGUGGUGCAGGCAGGCGAGAAGCUGAAGGAGAGUAAGAAGAAGGCGAAGAUGGCGUCGGCCACGUCGUCCUCUCAGCGGGACUGGGGCAAGGGCAUGGCGUGCGUGGGCCGCACCAAGGAGUGCACCAUCGUGCCGUCCAACCACUUUGGCCCCAUCCCGGGCAUCCCCGUGGGCACCAUGUGGAGGUUCAGAGUCCAGUGGAAGAGUCAGGCGCUGGCUCCAAAGGCGGGAGCGAAGAGGGCCGUCGAGCAGCGGCUGGUCCAGGAGGUGCCACUUAUUUCUCGGUGGUGUUCACAGGUCAGCGAGUCUGGGGUCCAUCGACCUCACGUGGCAGGCAUCCACGGCCGGAGCAAUGAUGGGGCGUACUCCCUGGUCCUGGCUGGAGGGUAUGAGGACGACGUGGACCACGGGAACUCGUUCACGUACACAGGUAGCGGUGGACGAGACCUUUCCGGUAACAAGCGGACUGCAGAGCAGUCUUGUGAUCAGAAACUCACCAACACCAACAGGGCGCUGGCUCUGAACUGCUUUGCCCCCAUCAACGACCUCAAAGGGGCCGAGGCCAAGGACUGGCGGUCGGGAAAGCCGGUCCGGGUGGUGCGGAACGUCAAGGGCCGCAAGCACAGCAAGUACGCCCCCAUCGAGGGCAACCGGUAUGACGGCAUCUACAAGGUGAGUGGGGGCCCCCGUGCCUGCCCCCCGCCCCUGGCCCCCAGGUCACUGACCCCGCGCUUCUUCCCACAGGUCGUGAGGUACUGGCCCGAGAAGGGCAAGUCUGGCUUCCUGGUGUGGCGCUUCCUCCUGCGCAGGGAUGACGUCGAGCCGGGGCCCUGGACCAAGGAGGGGAAGGACCGGAUCAAGAAGCUGGGGCUGACCAUGCAGUACCCGGAAGGCUACCUGGAGGCCCUGGCCAGGAGGGAGAAGGAGAAGGAAAACAGCAAGACGGAAGCCCUGGAGAAGGAGGACGACGGGGAGGAGGACUUCGCGUCCCCCAGGAAGGGCAAGCGGAAAAGCAAGUCGGCUGGAGGCGACGGGUCCUCGCGAGGGGCACCCAAGAAGACCAAGGUGGAGCCCUACAGCCUCACCACCCAGCAGAGCAGCCUCAUCAAGGAGGACAAGAGCAACACGAAGCUGUGGACGGAGAUCCUGAAGUCACUCAAGGACGGGCCGAAAUUCCUAAGCAAAGUGGAGGAGGCGUUCCAGUGCAUUUGUUGCCAGGAGCUGGUGUACCGCCCGGUCACGACCGUGUGCCAACACACCGUGUGCAAGGAUUGCCUGGACAGGUCCUUCCGGGCCCAGGUGUUCAGCUGCCCGGCCUGCCGCUAUGACCUGGGCCGGAGCUACACCAUGCACGUGAACCAGCCACUGCAGGCCGUCCUCAACCAGCUCUUCCCUGGCUACGGGAGCGGACGGUGAUCCUCAAGCACUUCUCGCCGUGUGUUUUUUUUAAAAAAACGUUAUCGGGGGGGGGGUCUGUGGCCCCCAUUUUGUUGUUAGUGAGCUUAACUUAAACAUGUAGUUUUUCCUCCGCUCCCUAAAAAAAAAAAAAAGCCUCGUCUUCCCGGUUUGGGUUUUUUUUUUUUAAUCUAUAAAAUUUUCAGGAAUUUGUAUUAUGGCUCAAAGGAAGGAAGAAAGUCGGACUUCUCCAUGUUUUUAUUUUGGUUUUAAAAAUAAAUAAAUAAAUAAAAAGCCUGCAAUUUAUCAGCAGAAAAAAAAAAAAAACCCAAAAACCAAAAAAAAAAAAAAAAAAAAAUUGUUUUUCUUCUGAGGAUGGAAUUAGAAACAACUUGGCGUGAAGGCCACUGAAAUUCCCAGCAUCAGGUUCUCAGCUGUUCUGGCCGCUGACUCGCAAGACGGCGCCGGGCUGCCUAGAACAAUCUUUUCAAGGUUGGUGGGUCAGGCCCCCAGAGGUGAAAUCCCGCCUGGCGGUGGCCCUGGGUGUGGUGUCGGCCCUGCAUUGCCGGCAGGAAAGUGUUCAAAGGAAAAGCUGUUCAAAGGAAAAGCGAAGAAGUCCCGUUGGGCCCGGUUGAACCCCCCCCCACCGCCUCCAAGCCAUCCCCCACUGGGCUGCUUCUGCGUCCCCACCGGCCACCCGAGCAGAGAGCUGGGGCCACACUGAAGCUACCUCCGCUGGACUCUUCCCCUCCAUGGGGGCCGAUGGGCGGCCCAGCGACGUCCCCUCUGGACGCCACGGAAGCAAACGCCUGGGGCCACGUUCAAGUGCCUUUGGUCCCUCCUUCCUUCUUCAACACGGGGCUCUUUUCUCAGCACUGAAUUGUUGACAGUGCCAACCAGAAUCUCAAACUGUGGUCCUCCAGCGCCUCCCUGGAGACCCCGGGUGAGCGAGUGGGGACGAUGGGACUUUUGUCGAUCCUCGAAGUUGAAUUUUCAACUCGCCAAUUGGGAAUUACAAGAGGGAAACUUUAAAAAAAAAAAAAAAACCUUUCUAAAUGAAAUUUUUUUUUGUAGUUACUGUAUAUGUACCGAGAAAGCUAAUAACUUAGGGUUUGGUUGUGUUUUUUUGGGGGGGGGGAGUUUUGUGUUUUUUGGAAUGAUUUGUUAAUGUUUCUAACUUGACCAAAGUUUGCAGCUUAUACCUCAACAGAACAGGGAUAUUUUAAAUCACAUAACUGCAGACAGACUGGAGCGAUAUUGUUUUAAAAGUUUCUCUUUUUUUCCUUAUUAUUAGGUGGUUAAUGUAUUAGGAAUAAACGACGAAAUCCUGUGUAGGCUUUUUCUAUGAAGUUCAAUAUUCUCUGUCCAGGUUUUAGAUUCUCAGAAUAAAUGCCUUUUACAGAUGAA
Lagenorhynchus albirostris (white-beaked dolphin) is the source of this 4091-nucleotide messenger RNA. It is a transcript of the gene UHRF1, whose product is annotated as ubiquitin like with PHD and ring finger domains 1. Gene Ontology annotation, biological process: negative regulation of gene expression via chromosomal CpG island methylation. The record is from RefSeq and is a predicted model, not a curated record. NCBI's taxonomy places the organism in Eukaryota, Metazoa, Chordata, Mammalia, Artiodactyla, Delphinidae. The coding region runs from base 162 to 2705 and encodes 847 amino acids. The transcript has 16 exons. Gene Ontology annotation, molecular function: protein binding; ubiquitin protein ligase activity.